AUGUGGGGGGGUAGAGCGUUCCACCGCGUUCCACAUCGUUCCACAGCGUUCCACAGCGUUCCACAUCGUUCCACAGAGUUCCACAGCGUUCCACAGAGUUCCACAGCGUUCCACAGAGUUCCACAGCGUUCCACAUUGUUCCACAGAGUUCCACAGCGUUCCACAGAGUUCCACAGCGUUCCACAGAGUUCCACAGCGUUCCACAUUGUUCCACAGAGUUCCACAGCGUUCCACAGAGUUCCACAGCGUUCCACAGCGUUCCACAGAGUUCCACAGCGUUCCACAGCGUUCCACAGAGUUCCACAGCGUUCCACAGAGUUCCACAGCGUUCCACAGCGUUCCACAGAGUUCCACGGCGUUCCACAGUGUUCCACAGCGUUCCACAUCGUUCAACAGAGUUCCACAGCGUUCCACAGAGUUCCACAGCGUUCCACAGAGUUCCACAGCGUUCCACAGAGUUCCACAGCGUUCCACAGAGUUCCACAGCGUUCCACAGCGUUCCACAGAGUUCCACAGCGUUUCACAGCGUUCCACAGCGUUCCACAGCGUUCCACAGAGUUCCACAGCGUACCACAGCGUUCCAAAUCUAUCUUUUUUAUUGUAACUCACUUUUAG
Molecule: messenger RNA, 615 nt
Organism: Knipowitschia caucasica
Lineage: Eukaryota; Metazoa; Chordata; Actinopteri; Gobiiformes; Gobiidae
Source: the annotation of a GenBank genome assembly